Messenger RNA from Dibothriocephalus latus, 1212 nucleotides. The record is from the annotation of a GenBank genome assembly. NCBI's taxonomy places the organism in Eukaryota, Metazoa, Platyhelminthes, Cestoda, Diphyllobothriidea, Diphyllobothriidae.
AUGAAUGCAAAUUUGGAUGGCACGAAGAAGGCCAUAGAAAAGCUUGCGGAGAAGGAGACAGAGAUCUUCGAAGAAUUCAAGGCCUUCCUUGGCGACAACCACAAAUUUGGCGAAUUUUUAAACAAGGUCUUUAAAAAGAAGAUAAAACGGAAAACAAAGACCCAAAGAGCAGAUGGUGAGGAGGGCGAUGAAGAUGAAUCCUCCUCCUCGUCAGAGGACUCCGAAUGGGAUGAGUCAGACGAAGAGGAUGAGGAUGACAUGAUGGACCUGGAUAUGUGUCCUCCGGGCUGCGAGCAGGCGGACUACGAUGCCACAAUCGCCUUCCGUGAAAGGCGCCUAGAUGUGGAAGACGAUACCGCUGAACAAAAGAGGCUGUUGGAUGAACAGAAGAAAAAUGCGGAGACAUUGGCAAAGAAACAGCGCGGUGUAGAAUACGCAUUGGAGCAGGCGAUCAAAGACCUUCAAGCCUUCCAGAUUGAGAAACAGAGUAAACUUAACGUGCUCGAAAGGGUGGUUAUUCUGCGGUUGGACCAAAUCACUUUCUACCAGGAUAAGGGAUUGCCAUCAGACUUUGGAUCAGCGCUUAUAUUUGAAAGAGACAACAUUCACAACUUACGUCAUAGAAUUCAGGAACUCGAAGACGAAAAGAAGGGUCAGCGUAAGGCCAAGAAGGAUGCUAAGGCAAAGCAUAUUAUGCUUCAAAAACACAAAAAAAUAUUCCAGUUGGAAAUCGAAGAUAUGAUGAAGAAAUGUGACUUAAUGAUGAUUGACAAGUUCGGACGUGUGGAUAACUUGGAGAAGAUGGAGACAAUAAGGAUAAAUCCGAAGAUUGAAGAAAUCACUGCACGAGUGCUUUCCCUGCAGGCACACAUCAAAGCCGAAGAAGAGAAAGCAGAGGAUGAACUGAGGGAGGCCAGGGACUGUUAUAUUGCUGAAAUGAGAGAAAACACCAAACUCAUUUCAAAAACUGUGCUGCUGUUCCAUGAACUACAAAAGUUGCACAGUGUUCUUGACAAGCAGCAGAAAAAUAUGGGCAAAGGACGUCCUGCCGGACUAACGGAAAAGGCGGAAAUAACGAGCUUGCUUACAGUGGCGGCGUCUCAGGCAGAGGAGUUGAACAAGCUUACUGCUGAAAUAAGCAAUCUUUCCCGUAAAGCCGGAAAUGAAGCAGCCGCUCUAAUCAAGUCAAACAAUGCCGCAUUCAAUUCGUGA